UUUAUCAUUAAAUCAAACUCCAGUUGCAUCAACAGAUAGCUCCCUCUUUCUCUCCCUCUGAAUCACUCUGCAAGUAAAGAUGUUAUUGGGAAGCACAAAUACUCUCAGAAUUUCCUCACAUGGUAAAGAAUGGGAGGGUAAAACUGUAACAGGCAUGCCUCUUGGAAAGGUCAACCAAAGAGUGAAGGUUCCUGCAUCACAGGAUUCAGAAGGGGCAAUAACUUCAAAAAUAAAGGAAAUGUUGAGCAAAGUUGGGUUAUCUGUUUCCUCAUAUGAUACAGCAUGGGUUGCAAUGGUGCCUACCUUGGACUCUUCAAAGCAGCCUCUUUUCCCAAAAAGCUUAAAUUGGAUUAUGGAGAAUCAACAGUCUGAUGGAUCAUGGGGUCUUGAUCUACAGCAUCCAUUGUUAAUUAAAGACUCACUUUCUUCCACUUUGGCUUGUGUUCUUGCCCUUCAAAAAUGGAAUGUUGGCCAGCAACUCAUACAUAAAGGUUUGGACUUUAUUCAGUCAAACAUUUGGGCUGCGAAGGAUGAGCAUCAACAUUCUCCAAUUGGCUUUGAUAUAAUAUUUCCAAGCAUGAUUGAAUAUGGCAGAGACAUGGGCUUGAAUCUUUCUUUGAACCAAUCAUUAGUGGAGACGAUGCUUCUCAAGCGAGAGUUGGAAACUAAAAGUUUGAAGGAUAAACCAAGUAAUCUAGCAUAUGUAGCAGAAGGACUGAAUAGAUUAAAUGAUUGGAAGGAGGUAAUGAAGUUUCAAAGGAGUAAUGGAUCACUCUUCAACUCACCAUCUUCAACUGCAGCUGCUUUGAUCCACCUGCAUGAUGGAAAAUGCUUUGAAUACUUGAACUCACUAGCAAAACAAUUCGGAAAUGCAGUUCCUACAAUUUAUCCUUUUGAUAUCUAUGCCCGUCUCUCUAUAAUCGACACCUUGGAGAAAUUAGGAAUUGAUAGCUAUGUCAGCGAAGAUAAAGAAAGAGUACUAGAUGAUAUCUGCAGAUGCUGGAUGCAGGGAAGUGAAGAAAUAUUUUUAGACCCUACAUGUUGUGCCAUGGCUUUUCGCCUUCUACGGAUGAAUGGAUAUGCAAAUUCUUCAGAUGCAUUAGCAAAUUUUGAUGAAAAGGAAAAGUUGCUCCAUACGAAAGACAUAAAAGCAAUGCUGGAGUUAUUCAAGGCCUCACAAUUAGAAAUAUGCGAGGAUGAGUCUGCUCUUUGCAGAAUUUAUGCUUGGACUAGCAAUUACCUUAAAGAAGAGUUAGUGAAUGGGGAAAUUCCUGAUAAGAGUUUACAGGCAGAGGUGGAUCAUGCACUAGGACACCCUCAUGCUAGUAUGGAGCGAACGGAGAUCAAAAAUUUCAUUGAGAAUUACAAUGCAGAUAAUGUCUCACUUCUUAAAACAUCUUAUAGGUUCUGCAAUGCCAAUGAGAACUAUCUCUUAGCAUUUUCAUUCCGAGAUUUCAAUAUGUACCAAUCCAUGCACCGGGAAGAACUUGACGAUCUUGAAAGAUGGGUCAAGCAAUAUGGCCUUGAUAAACUGAAAUACGCAAGGCAAACGAUUAGAUCCGCCUAUUUUUCCAUUACGUCUAGCCUUUUCCAACCUAAUCACUCCGAUGCUCGUAUCUCUUGGGCUCAAAAUACUGUUCUGACAACUGUUGUUGAUGAUUUCUUUGAUUUUUCCGGUUCUAUGGAAGAACUACUAAACCUUAUCGAACUAAUUGAAAGAUGGGAUGAGCACACAACAAUUGGGUUCAAGUCAAAAGAAGUAGAAAUACUUUUUAAUGCACUGUAUGGCUCAGUGAAUGAUCUUGCAGAUAAGGCUUACAUUGUACAAGGACGAUGUGUCAAAAGAGACCUAAUUGAUAUUUGGAUCAUUUUGCUCAAGACUAUGUUAAAGGAGGCCGAGUGGGCGAGAGACAAGAACGUUCCAGGAAUGGAUGAAUAUAUAGAAAAUGGAUACAUAUCAUUUGCCUUAGGACCUGUCAUCCUCAUCUCACUUUAUCUUAUGGAGCCAUUGUCUGAAGAGGUGGUCACAAGUAAAGAAUAUGAUAAUCUUUUUAUCCAUGCAAGCAUAAUUGGCCGACUUCUUAAUGAUCGUGUAACAGCUAAGAGAGAAUUUGCUCAAGGAAAAUUGAAUAGUGUGUCUCUACAAGUAGUUGGUAGUAACGGUGCCAUAACUGAGGAGGAGGCUAAGGAAGAGGUAACAAGAAUCAUUACAAGCCAUAGAAGAGAGUUGCUAAGAAUGGUGGUGCAAACUGAGGGAAGCAUUGUUCCAAAAUCUUGCAAGAAUUUAUUUUGGACGAUGAGCAAGCUUUUGCACCUUUUCUAUAUGAGUGAGGAUGGAUAUUCAUCUCCAACCAAGAUGCUUAGUGCAAUCAACGCAAUUGUUAAUGAACCCAUAGUUCUACCUUAAGAUUGUUAAAUGUAUGUUGCUAUUAAUCAUUGCCCUGUUGCUAGUAAUUGUAGUUGAUUGAUGCUAAGUGUCUAAUAAAUUAUUAUUAACGGCUAUUAAUAAUAAUUAAGUUAGACUUCUAUAAA
Molecule: messenger RNA, 2532 nt
Organism: Ricinus communis (castor bean)
Lineage: Eukaryota; Viridiplantae; Streptophyta; Magnoliopsida; Malpighiales; Euphorbiaceae
Product: ent-kaurene synthase TSP4, chloroplastic
Exons: 14
Coding region: 80-2407 (775 amino acids)
Biological process (GO): diterpenoid biosynthetic process
Molecular function (GO): terpene synthase activity; magnesium ion binding
Source: RefSeq, a predicted model, not a curated record